Molecule: messenger RNA, 1758 nt
Organism: Physella acuta
Lineage: Eukaryota; Metazoa; Mollusca; Gastropoda; Physidae
Molecular function (GO): protein binding
Source: RefSeq, a predicted model, not a curated record
AUGAAUAGACAAGAAUUUUGUGUCCAGAUCGUCAAGGGUCUUGAGAAUGUGUGGGAUGAAAACAUUUUAUUUGACUUCGCUGUGAAAGUUCAGAAUGAUACCAUCAAAUGUCAUCGUCUCAUCCUAGCGGCGUGUUCAGAUUUUUUCAAGGCGCUGUUCAGAUCUGGUAUGAAGGAGGCUAAUGAAAAGUUCAUGGUUCUUGAUGACGUUUCAUGUGAAGUGUUUCGGUUAAUUUUGAACUCCAUAUACACUGGAACAAGUCUUAUAACUCCAGAUAACUUUAUCGAAGUUUGGCGGACAGCUCAUAUGCUUCAGGUAAACUUUCUGGUGAAAUUUUGUGAGGAGUUUGCUAUUGAAACAUGUUCAUUGGACACCUGGGAAAACAUAUAUUUCCAUGCAGAACUUUUGUGUUCAGAAAAAGUUCUCGAUCAUCUCCGUAAUUUUAUGUUAAAGAACUUUGAACAUAUUAGAUGUUCAAAAACUUUUCUAGAACUUUCUUUCGCGGAAUUUCAGAAUUUUAUUAAAAGCCAAGAUCUUGUCGUCGUCAAAGAAGAUUUAGUUCUGGAAUCCGUGAUUAAUUGGAUACAUUAUGUACCUACAAGUCGGAUAAACAUUAACAAAUGUUUGAACGAUAAUCCUGAUUUUUCAAUCAGAAAUAAUCAUUUGACAUUUAAAAAUGUUAUCCCCAGUGGAGAUAUGAACGAGUUUGACCCAAGAGUGGAUAACCCUGUUUACGAACCUAACCAAAAUGGCGAUGAUUUUGAAACAAAUUGCGAGCAAGGUGAAUCACUCACUGCUCAAUCAGCUGAUUUGAUGAAGUGUGUAAAUUCUUCUAGAAAAAGCGUUCUCCCAGAGCUGCUGAAACUAGUGAGGACGUGUCUUGUAAGUCCUGCUACUUUAUGUCGCGUGCUAAAGAUGAAUUUGUUUUUAGAAAAUAAAGAUUCACGAGAAUUAAUUCUGGACGCCAUGUCACAUCAUGUCCAAGAGUUUAGACACGGUCAGUGGUCGUCAGCGGCUAUACACAGAUCGUGUAGUGAGUACAUAAAUGGUGGUGUGUUUGUAAGAAGAGGUGGGUGGUUUUAUUUUCUAACUGCAUGCAAAGAAGAAGUGUUCAUUGCUGAAAAAUGUAAAUAUUUAGAACAGAAUAUUCAGCUGGUCAGUUUUGACGGUGAACUUUAUGCUACGGGAAGACAAAACAUUCAACAAAACGGACAUUAUCGAAUGUUUGUUUUCUGUGGCAGCAGCUGGAAGGAGGUGAUGGAAAUGCCAAGUUACGAUUUGUUAUUGGUGUCACAUGGUGAUUUUAUCUACGUCAUAAACAAAGACGAUAAAGUUUUAUAUAACGUCAAUCCAAAAAAGAGGAAACCGAAUUUAGAAAAAAUUACAGAUUUCCCUUCAACUAUGGUUGAUGUUAAUCAUGCAAUGAUUCUGGAAAAUUUCCUUCUAUUAUUUUGCUCUGAAUCUGUGAACGGUGUAGAGCAGAUAGCCGUUCAUAAAUUUGAGAUUUUGUCCAAAGUUUGGACCAGAUUAGACAAUCUGGAUGGACCAGCUGAACAGCUGAUUAGUUUUAAAAAUGACAAACACAACUACAUUUUACAUACCAAUGGCAGUUUGUGGCAGGCUCAUGCUUGUGAACCUCCUGUGGAGGGAAUGUUUCACAGCAUUGGUUAUUGGAUAACGUUAUUGAGAGAGGAAGACUUGGUUCAGUUGGACCUAUAUGAUAUUAUCGUGAGUUGUCCUGACGUGGACUACUCCUAG